Molecule: messenger RNA, 688 nt
Organism: Prunus mume (Japanese apricot)
Lineage: Eukaryota; Viridiplantae; Streptophyta; Magnoliopsida; Rosales; Rosaceae
Source: RefSeq, a predicted model, not a curated record
AUGGUUUCGAGUCGUGUUUCGGGUCAUACUGUGAUCAGGGUUCGAUUUCCUGAUAAUCACACAUUAGAGGCCACUUUUCAUCCAUCAGAAACCGUUCAGAGCUUGGUUGAUCUCCUCACGAAAAUAGUUGCUCGACCAGAAUUACCAUUCUACAUAUAUACUACAACUCCUAAGAAGCAGAUAAAAGACACGUCACAGGAUUUUUACUCUGCUGGCUUUGUUCCUGGUGCAAUUGUGUAUUUUUCAUAUAAUAUGCCAAAAGAUGAUGCUUCAGAUGCCAAGUCAGGUCCCUUCCUUCAGGAAGAGAUCGUGUCUUUGAAAGGUUUGGAACUCCUCACUAAACAUGCAGAGCCUGUUGAGUCUGCACCAGAAACAAUACCAGAGGCAUCACCUCCUGUUGUUCAAGAGAAGAAGCCUGCGGAGAAAAAACCUGUUAAGCCAAAGUGGCUGAAACUGUGACAUGAAUCACAUGAGUUCUGUAAAUUGAUGAGAGCAACUCCCUAUCUUUAAGAUUGUGCUGAUUCUGACCCUUAUUUGAUGGCCGCAACUUGCCGUCGGAUAAUUGUUAGGAUUUUAAAGAGAGAACUUUUGCAUAUGUGCUUUGCUAAGGUGGUUCUUAUUUUCUAAAACAAUAUAUGAAUGUUAACCAUAUAUGACAUGUCAGUGACUGUGCUUCAAAUUAUUUUGC